Notothenia coriiceps (black rockcod) is the source of this 1926-nucleotide messenger RNA. RefSeq names its product eukaryotic translation initiation factor 4 gamma 1-like. The record is from RefSeq and is a predicted model, not a curated record. Gene Ontology annotation, molecular function: mRNA binding; translation initiation factor activity; protein binding. Gene Ontology annotation, cellular component: eukaryotic translation initiation factor 4F complex. The transcript has 12 exons. The annotation marks the transcript as partial. Lineage: Eukaryota; Metazoa; Chordata; Actinopteri; Perciformes; Nototheniidae.
CUUAAAGUUGAAACCACAGAUAAGCCGGGAGUCUUUGUGAAUUUCCGCAAGCUGCUGCUAAACCGAUGCCAGAAGGAGUUCGAAAAGGACCAAGUUGACGACGAGAUCUUCGAGAGGAAGCAGAAAGAGCUGGAUGCUGCCACAGUGCCGGAGGAGAAGCAGCGUCUCACUGAGCAGCUGCAGCGUGAGAAAGACAACGCCCGCAGGCGCUCGAUGGGCAACAUGAAGUUCAUCGGAGAGCUGUUCAAGCUGAAAAUGCUCACAGAGGUCAUCAUGCACGACUGCAUCGUGAAGCUUCUGAAGAACCACGACGAAGAGUCUCUGGAGUGCCUCUGCAGACUGCUGUCCACCAUCGGAAAGGACCUCGACUUCGAGAAGGCCAAGCCUCGUAUGGACCAGUACUUUAAUCAGAUGGAGAAAAUCAUAAAGGACAAGAAGACCAGCUCCAGGAUCCGCUUCAUGCUGCAGGACGUGCUGGACCUUCGACGGAGCUCGUGGGUCCCCAGGAGAGGCGAACAGGGCCCGAAGACGAUCGAGCAAAUCCACAAAGACGCCGAGCUGGAGGAGCAACGGGAGCAGAUGAAGGUGCAGCAAGCCUUCAUCUCUAAGCCGUCAGGAGGCCACGGAGGCAGAAACGACGGAGGAAGGAACGACGGAGGAAGGAACGAUCGAGGGGGCCGUGGGGGCCGCGAGGGCCGUGAAAACCAGGGCCGAGGGCAACCUCCCCAGGACGAAGGCUGGAACACAGUGCCCAUCUCCACCAAAAACCGACCCAUUGACACCUCUCGGCUUAGCAAGAUCACUAAGACCCCUGUUCUUGACUUCAACAAUCAGGUCCUGGGCCCCGGUGGUAAAGGCAUGUUUGGCAGCUGGGGGAAGGGCAGCAGCGGGGGCAGCACCACUGCUAAACCUGCAGAAGCCGGCCCAGAGCAGCCAGCCGGCCGCCCAGCCACCAACACGGGGAACAGAUUCUCCGCCUUACAGCAGGCGACCUCCGGCUCCUCGGCUGCUCAGGACUCAGACAGACGAGUCCCUCAGAGAAACAGCUCGAGUCGAGAGCGCGGCGACCGUUUCGAUCGCUCGGGCCGCGGCAACGAUCGCUUCGACCGGCGUGACGACCGCGACAGAAACCGCCUGCAGGUCACCAAGCGCAGCUUCAGCCGGGAGAACGAGGGGAGCCGCGAGCGGGAGCAGCGCGGGUCGGCAGAUCCCGUCCGCCGCGUCGCCAGCAUGACCGACGACAGAGGGAGCCGAGAGAGAGCCAGGAGCAAAGAGGACGUGACACGAGAGAAAACUGACACCCCUCCUCCCCCCCCGGCCUCCACCAAGCCCACGCUGACGGAGGAGGAACUGACCAAGAAAUCCACCGCCAUCAUCGAGGAGUAUCUGCACCUCAACGACAUGAAGGAGGCUCUGCAGUGUGUGCGUGAGAUGAGCAGCACUCAGCUUCUGUUCCUCUUCGUACAAACUGGCCUGGAGUCGACGCUGGAGCGCAGCACCAUCGCCCGAGAGCGCAUGGGCCUCCUGCUGCAGCAGCUCAUCAAAGCCGGCACUCUGCCCAAGCAGCAGUACUACAACGGGCUGCAGGAGAUCCUGGAGGUGGCUGAAGACAUGGCCAUCGACAUCCCUCACAUCUGGCUGUACCUGGCAGAGCUGAUCUCCCCCAUGCUGCACGAGGGAGGCAUCCCCAUGGGGGAGCUUUUCAGGGAGGUUUCCAAACCUUUGAUUCCUCUGGGCCAAGCCGGAGUCCUGCUGGUGCAAAUCCUCAACUUACUGUGCAAAGAAAUGAGCCAUAAAAAGGCGGGAGCGAUGUGGCGAGACGGCGGUCUCCGGUGGAGAGACUUCCUCCCCGAGGACGUCGACGUCAACAAGUUCGUGACUGAGAAGGUGAGGAUAUUUACUAACAUAUAAAUACAGUUGUUAAUC